AUGGCACUCAACGACAUGGACUCAGAGUCUCUACAACACCUGCUCUCUGACACUCGCACCAGCCCGCCACUCACGCUCGGCCCCGUCUCGCUCAAAGCUGGCCAUGUGGUCGAGAUCCAAGGCCCGUCCUCGUCUGGAAAGAGCCACGUGCUCUACCACAUCCUCGCCCUCUCCCUCCUCUCCUCCACCGACGCAGCCGUCGUCUACGACACAGACCACGCCUUCAGCAUCCCCCGCCUCCGCUCUGUCCUCCUCGCCCGUUUACAUCUCCAACCUCGUGUGGAUGCCUGUCUGAAGAGGGUCCACGUGUUCAGACCCUCGUCCUCCCUCCACCUCGCAGCCUCCAUCCGCGCUCUGCCCUCCUACCACGCCCGCUCCAUCCCACACACCCGCAUCGCACUCCUCAUCCUCGACUCCCUCAGCCCCUUCUACUGGUCAGACAGGUUCACAGCGGAGGAACACCGCGCCGUCCCUCUCACCGUCGAAUCAAGCACUGACACUGCUACGGCGCGCGUGAAUAGGACACUGCACACCGUCCCUCUACACGCCGUCCUCGCCUCCCUCCAGCGUCUGCGCGCCUCCCAUCGUCCCCUUAUACUCUAUACUAACUGGGCUCUCAACCCUCUCCCUGACGCCUCUCUUGAUACCAUGGCCUACAAACAGCACCUCCACUUUCUCUCUCCCCACUUAUCCUCGCUCCUCCCUCUCACUUAUCACUUCACUCUCCCCCUCGCGCCCUUCAACCCCCGCGCACACCCGCAGCUCGUCCCUAUCACAGCAGAUUCAGGCGAAGAGCCACCAACGGAUGGCACGCGCGUGCUGUGUCUCCUCAGGACGCCCGGCCAUCCCGACGUCAUCAACAGGUUCACCUUUCGAAUCACCCACAACGACGUCAUCUUCUAGUCCUACCCGUUCCCCUCCUUGCCAACGUUCACCGUGUACACCCUCGACGUCUACCUUCCCUCCGUCUGGCAUGCAUUCGCUUCUAUCAAAUGUAAUGUCUAAUGUGCCAAUUAGCAGAGCAGAGCAAGUUGGCGUCUCCAACUAUGCCUCUGGCAUUUUUAAACUCGUCAUGUUAACUUCGACGUCUAUGAGUCCAUAUCUAUUUGUCUGCCUACUGACCCAUAUUAGCCCAAAAUCCACGUCCUUCAUGUCUCACAAAACUUAAUCCCUCUUCUAUCUUUGGGUUCCAUACCUCGCCUUUUUCUUCUUGCCAUCCGCGGGGCCUGUUACCGGACGGGUACGUCCAGCUUCGAAACUUGCCGUCCGAGUCAUCAGAUAUCAGUUCCACGUCUCCCCAGCUCGUCUAACCCACUUUCCAAGUUGCCCUUACCUCAAUCGCGUCCUUCCCCUCUGCGCACCUGGACUCUGGGAUUCUGUAUGUUGUCAUACUUUUGCGAGUUUGAGAAAGAACGAGGCGUGU
Serpula lacrymans var. lacrymans S7.9 is the source of this 1423-nucleotide messenger RNA. RefSeq lists its product as uncharacterized. The transcript has 3 exons. The record is from RefSeq and is a predicted model, not a curated record. NCBI's taxonomy places the organism in Eukaryota, Fungi, Basidiomycota, Agaricomycetes, Boletales, Serpulaceae. The coding region runs from base 1 to 903 and encodes 300 amino acids. Gene Ontology annotation, cellular component: replication fork; Rad51B-Rad51C-Rad51D-XRCC2 complex; centrosome. Gene Ontology annotation, biological process: double-strand break repair via homologous recombination; DNA strand invasion. Gene Ontology annotation, molecular function: four-way junction DNA binding.